Molecule: messenger RNA, 1500 nt
Organism: Trypanosoma cruzi
Lineage: Eukaryota; Euglenozoa; Kinetoplastea; Trypanosomatida; Trypanosomatidae
Exons: 1
Coding region: 1-1500 (499 amino acids)
Source: RefSeq, a predicted model, not a curated record
AUGGAAAGCCCGAGGUGGCUCCUCAGCAAUAACCUUCAAAAUUCUCCUCGUGCACCGCGGCGGACAUCGCCUGUUUGCAUUUGGAGGAAUGCCCGCUGCCAGGAAGAGAAAUUGUCAAUUUUGAGCGAGAAGAAAAGAGGUGUACGGACAAUUUGUCCGUCGAGCUGCGCCCCAGGUUCAGGCGGUACACGGCAGCCUAGCGCCAAGAUGUUUGCAGCUGUCCCGGAGAGGGUGGUGUUGUCGAAAUCAUCUCCCAGGGCCCUGUUUUCCCGUCGGCCUGAUAACUCUCUGAGGGCUGCGCCACCGACAUCCGCAAACGGUGUUGCCGGUGGCGGUUCUGAUGCAUCACAUGUGAAGAGGGAUGAAUUGCGGCGGGCAUUUCCCAAGAGGUUCAUACAAGAGAAAAUUGAAUUCCAAAAGGGAUUUUUGAAACAACGAAGAGAAACUCCAAAAAGUUCCACACCGCGGCGACGGGAAGUUUCCAACGAGUCCAUGCAGUCGAAAUGGCAACGGCUUUUUUCUUCGAUGUCCAAUUUACAAAAUAAGAACAAUGUUGCCAGCUCCAGUCGAUCCGUUGGGUCCGCCAUGCAAUGUGUGUCCCCAAGAAUGAUUUCUCCGCCAUCCUCCGUGGGUAAUUGUGGGCGACAGUCCUCGAGAGGUCAGCAGAAAAACGAUGUCCUGUGUCCUGGCCAAACAUCACCUUCUUCAUCACCGUCAGAUGGCUUCACAACACGAUCGAUGCAAAAGCAACUUAUUCGUAAGCAGUCAAUACCCAUCCCGCCGGCAAGGCAUGGGGAGAAGAGGGAGCCAGAGACAGAUAGGCAGCAUUUACUAUGCGGCAGCGAAACCUUUAGGCUCAAUUCUGGACGCCAUCCUUCACAACAAAGUAGCAGAGUCCUCUCUUCGUCGCCCAGUCCGAAUGAUGUGUUUCAUGACACACCGAUUCAAAGUGGCCUCCAUAGCGGCCGACGGGGUUACUCAGAAAUCAGGGUGCUUGACCGUUCUCCUACCCUUUCCUCUGGCCGCAGCAGUCAACGUCCCUUGUCGCAUUCUUGCCCUCUACCGGACCGACUGCUGGCGCAUCGAAGCACUCUCACCCAUGAGUUUGACUGGCCACUUCUAAGAUCCGCCACGAGUUCACGUUCCUCUCACCUAAUAAGAAGGAACGCUCCCAUAAAACCUAUGAGGCGUACAACAGAGAGGGAAGUGCUAACACCGCAACAGUUCCUUGCUGUUCACUUGCCAUCGUGUGAAUUUGACUCGCUUCUGAGUUGCGUCAAGGUGCAGCGAUCGGCGUCGGUAGCAAACGGCAACGACAAGGAUGCCGAUUCCAUACGUGAGGGGGAUUACCUGUUUGGGUGUGAGAACAAACCCGUGUUAGACAUUGAUACCCUGGUGAAGCGGGUACAAGAGGCCCUGGAGAGCGGCAGUGAGUGCCUGGAGAUGGACGUUCUCCGCGGCUCGGUGCCUGUUGUCGUGCGAGAACGGAUUCGGGUGUAA